ACCCAACUAGGGAUAAAUAGAUUAUUUUGGUAUACCAGUUAAGGAAACAAUUUCACCUUAUUAGAAAGGAGAAGGCCGAAGGAACCGGGUUGAAACAUACACCCAUUGCUAUUCUCUAACUUGGCAAUACUCUUCUUCUCCUUACUUAUUCUGGAAAAUAAACCGAAGAAGAAUAAAUUUAUGAGUUCUUGUUCCAAUCAAGGGACAAAGAGCUAAUCGGUUUUGCAACAUAGAUAAAAGCAGUAGUGAGUGAAGACUUGAAAUGGAGCUUGACCUCGAUUCGUUUUUAGAGUCACAUGCUGAUGACGACGACGAUGAUCACUUACUACAUCAUCGCACUGUUGAUGAAAUUCUCCUCAACCACUCCUCCUCUUCUUCUUCUUCUUCUUCUUCUUCUUCUUCACCUUCUCCUCCUUCUUCGCCAUCUGCUGCACAUGGACACAAUUAUCUAGAUCGUCGCAGUCGCUCUGUAGACUCGUCUUCCCAAUCUGCAGAGCCAAGACCUGAGUCAAUUAGUAGCAAACAAUCCAGUGAAUUUUUUUCACCACCGGCAGGCCAGACUGUGUUGCCACCAUUUUUUAAUGGGGUCAUCAGAUCAAAUUCAAAGCCCGGGGAUGCCUUCGCUGCGGCAGCUGCUGCAUCACGCUCCAUUCCUGCACCUCGUGCAGCAGCCAUCAAAUCCAGAAGAGCAAGCUCUGCAGUGUUGCAAAGGGCUUUGGAAACUGAUGCAUCGGCUUCCAUAGCUCCUCCAUCCCGUAAUGAUACCAACGUUUCGGACAAAAAUCUUGAUACGUUUGGGCGCUCAGGGUUUUUACACGAGAUUGGUUCUGAGAAUAUUGACUUGACUAGUAAGGAGGUUUCUACAGUGGAUGCAGGUCAGGAUAAUACGAGCGUUGCUGGAGAUGAUGUUUCUGAGAUGGAUGAAUUUUCAAAUAAAAGUAAUUUGAAGGAAGCUCCAAAUUAUACUGGAUCUCUAGUGGAAUUUCCUACUAGAACUGAAAAAGACUUUAUUUUUAAUGAGAGCUCUCGGCUGGAUGAGAUUGAAGAUAGGCAAGUUCAAUCUUUAUCUGGAGGUGAAGAUAAUGUUACAAGUGCUGAUAGCAGUGAAGAAGCUGCUACAAAUGAGAUACUCUCUUCUCCAGUUUAUGGCAGUCCUUCUGACAAAACUGAAAAGGAUGGUGUUAAACAUGAGCUUGAGAAUGUAAUUUCUCAAUCUAAAGAGGAAGAGACCUGUUCCCCUAGAGAUGAAAACGAUUCUCUAGAUGAUGCUGCAAGUAUCAUUGAGGAGUUAGUUCUACAAGGGGAAAGUAUGAGGGAUAGUACAACGCCUCUGAAAAAAUACCACUCUGCCUUGAAGCCCUUAGAAUUGGCUGAGGAAGCUGAAAAGAAGCAGGCCUUCACGGCUAUGCACUUGGAAGAAGGUGCUGCUGCUCAACCAAUGAGGCUUGAUGGAGUUCAUAGGGGUUCUAAUGUCUUGGGUUACUUUGAUGUAGAUGAUAAUAACACUAUUACUCAAACCCUGUUAUCUCAAGCUUUCAGGCGAGAACAUGGAUCUUCGCAGGCCUUGGCUGUUCACCUCAACUACAUUGCUGUGGGAAUGUCCAGAGGAUCAAUUCUUGUGAUGCCAAGCAGAUACUCUCCACAUCAUGCUGAUGACAUGGAUGCUAAGAUGUUGAUUUUUGGGUUGCCGAGAGAUAGACCUCAAGUCCCUGUAACUUCCUUGAGCUUUAAUCAGCAAGGGGACUUGCUCUUUGCAGGAUAUGGUGAUGGGCAUUAUACUGUAUGGGAUGUGCAAAGGGCCUCUGUGCUUAAAGUUGUCACUGAACAUAAAGCUCCAGUGGUGCACCUUUUAUAUUUAGGGCAGGAUUCUCAAGUUACUCGUCAGUUUAAUGUGCUCAGCGGUGAUACUAAAGGUGUAGUUAAGUUAAGCCGGUUUAAAGUGCUUCCCUUGAUCAAUAUGAUCUCCCUUUCGAAGUCACAGGAAAUACUAACGGAAAACAAUAGCACUACAAUAUGUGCUGUGCCACUACUAUCUGGUGAAAGUUAUGGAGGUGCAAUGGUGGCUUCUCUAGAUGGAGGCAACCCUUCUUUGAUUGAGGAAGGUGUGGUCAUAUUUGGCACACACCAAUAUGCUCUAGUGGCAAAAAUAAGCCCCACAUUUAAAGUUUAUGCUAAAAUUGCACGCUCUGAUGGUGUUAGGGAGGGUUCAAUGCCAUAUGCUGCUUGGAAGAAAUGUAUGGGAUCACUUAGUUCUUCAGAAAGUAUGUCCAUUGAAACAUCAGAAAAUGUUUCACUGCUUGCAAUUGCUUGGGAUCAAAGUGUUCAGGUUGCUAAGCUGGUGAAAUCAGAGCUAAAAGUUUGUUGGAAAUGGACUACAGAUAGCUCAGCAGUUGGGCUGGCAUGGUUGGAUGAACAGAUUUUGGUAAUUCUCACGGCAACUGGACGACUUUGUUUGUUUUCAAAAGAUGGGAACUUGAUCCACCAGAGAAGUUUUGCUCUGGAUGGAUCUUGUGGAGAUGAUGUCAUGUCAUACCAUGCCUACUUCAGCAAUGCUUUUGGAAACCCUGAGAAAGCGCAUCACAAUUGUUUAGGUGUCAGGGGGGAAACUUUGUACAUUCUGCGGCCAUCCCAGCUUGUUGUUUCACGCCUUCUUUCCUGGAAGGAACGAAUAGAGGUUUUGCAUAAAGGAGGUGACUGGACGAGUGCGCUGAACAUGGCAAUGUCUCUUUAUGAUGGUCGAGCACAAGCAGUUAUUGACCUUCCAAGUAAUUUGGAUGAUGUUCAGAAGAUUCUUAUACCAUAUCUUGUACAGUUGCUGUUGUCAUAUGUAGAUGAGGUAUUCUCCUACAUAGCAGUGGCAUCUGGCAACCAACAUGGGCAGUCAGGCCAAUCAAAUGAAUCUAAGUAUGAUGCUGACUUUGUGCAUCCUGAUAUUAAGGAGCAGUACACUGUGGUUGGUGGUGUUUCCGUUGAAUUCUGUCUUCAUAUCAAGAGACUUGAUGUUCUCUUUGAUGAAAUUUUUCCGAAGUUUGACGCUGUGAAUCACAAGGAUACUUUUUUGGAGCUUCUGGAGCCAUAUAUUUUGAAAGACAUGUUAGGAUCUUUACCACCUGAGAUAAUGCAAGCACUAGUGGAGCACUAUAGCACUAAAGGUUGGUUACAGCGUGUUGAACAGUGUGUCCUCCACAUGGACAUGUUGUCCCUGGAUUUCAAUCAGGUUAUUCGCCUAUGCAGGGAGCAUAGGCUGCAUGGUGCAUUGAUCUACUUGUUUAACAAAGGUCUUGAUGAUUUUAGGACUCCUUUGGAAGAGCUCUUUUUAAUUUUGCGGGAUAGCAAAAGAGAAAGUGCUACUACUCUUGGGUAUAAGAUGCUCGUUUACCUCAAGUACUGCUUCCAAGGUCUUGCUUUUCCUCCAGGGCGUGGAACUCUCCCUCCCACACGUGUGCCGUCUCUUAAAAGAGAGCUUGUGCAGUUUUUGUUGGAGGAAGCGAGUUCUCCAAAUUCUUCUACAGCAAUGUGCUUACCAUACAGUGGACCGCACCCAAACCUGCUCUCUCUGUUAGAGCUCGACACAGAGGCCACCUUAGAUGUUUUCCGAUAUGCAUUUGUAGAAGGUGGAAACGAAAGUUUCAGUCCUGCAUGGAAUCCAGCUAAUUUAAAGACGGAAACAACUGAAGUAGACAUUUUAGCUAUUGAAGGCGAAAACUUAGUUCAGAAAGUAGUAGAUGUUCUUGCUGCCAUUCUUGAUAUGAGUUAUUUCCAAACUGGUGGUUCUUUUAACAGUAAAGACGAAAGAUGUACUGACAUUUGGCCUACAAAGAAAGAUAUCGAGUACAUAUUAGAUUUUAUUUCCUUUUUUAUUACCUUUGAAAAAGCUACGGUUUCAAAAGAUACCCUUCGUCAAAUUCUUGAGUAUCUGACACUGGGGAACGAAACUUACCCCAAUGUGUCUAGGCGGAUUGUUGAAACCUUCAACAGAAGACAGAAGCAACUGACUGCACUUUUAGAAGUUUUGCCAGAGGAAGACUGGGAUGCACAUUACUUACUGAAUUUAUGUGAGAAGGGUCAACUGCAUCAGGUCUGCGGCUUAAUUCAUGCCAUCCGACAUCAGUAUCUUUCUGCUUUGGACAGUUAUAUGAAAGCUGUUGAUGAGCCUAUUCUUGCUUUCAUAUUUAUUGAUAGCAUGUUGCGGCAACCGAGAGGCAAAGAAUCUGAUGCUUUUAGAUCAGCAGUCAUUUCUCGAAUCCCCGAUCUACUCAAGUUGAACAGGGAAGGAACCUUUUUUCUGAUUGUCAAUCAUUUAGGAGAGGAGAAGGAUUACAUUUUGUCUCAGCUGCGGUCUAAUCCGGAAAGUCUUUUCCUUUAUCUGAAGACGCUCAUUGAAGUUCAUUCAACAGGCACCCUAAACUUCUCUUCUCUAAGAAAAGAUAAUGCUUCAGACUUUCGUGGAAGCAAGAGACUUAUGUCCUCUGAAGUGUACCUGGAAACCUUGUCUGACUUACCUAAGCUCCUGCAGAAUUAUCCAAUUCACAUAACUGAUGAAAUGACAGAGCUUUAUAUUGAGCUGUUAUGUAGGUAUGAGCCUAAGUCAGUCCUUGGAUUUUUGGAGACUUUUGAAAGCUAUAGGGUGGAACGCUGCUUGCGUUUGUGCCAGGAGUAUGGAAUUGUUGAUGCAGCUGCUUUCUUGUUAGAAAGGGUUGGUGACAUUGGAAGUGCCCUUUUGCUUGUUAUAUCUUCACUUAAUGAAAAAUUCAUCCUGCUUGAUACUGCUGUUGAAAGUAAACACUCUGAUGCGGCUCCUGAGCAUUUCAAAGCUACUUUAAGCAAGAAAGAGGUCACUGUCAUACUAGAUAUUUUGCGCACUUGUAUUGGACUGUGCCAGAGAAACAGCCCCCGAUUGGACCCUGAUGAAGCAGAGAGUCUCUGGUUUCAAUUGCUUGAUUCUUUUUGUGAGCCUUUGAUGGAUUCACAUGAUCACAGUAAAAUAAGGUACAAAGAAGAAGAAUGCAUGCAAGAAGGUCAGCAGGCUUGCAAAAUUCAGUGGAAGGUGUCAAAAUCUCAUAGAAAUGCUCACAUCCUCAGGAAAUUGCUUUCUGUGUUUAUCAAAGAGAUUAUCGAAGGAAUGAUUGGAUAUGUAAGCCUCCCAAGGAUCAUACUAAAGCUUCUUUCAGAUAAUGAGACACAGGAAUUUGGUGAUUUCAAACCUACUAUACUGGGGAUGCUUGGAACAUAUGAUUUUGAGAGGCGGAUUUUGGACACUGCUAAAUCAUUGAUUGAAGAUGAUACUUAUUCCUCCUUGAGCUUACUGAAGAGAGGAGCUUCUCAUGGAUUUGCACCGCGGAGCCUCCUAUGUUGCAUUUGUAACUGCCCCCUCACAAAAGAUUUCUCAGCUUCUAGCAUUCAAAUUUUCAGCUGUGGUCAUGCAAUACAUCUCCAAUGCGAACCUCAGGGAAAUGAAGCUUCAUGCAGGGGAAACUCAGCUGGAUGUCCUAUUUGUAUGCCAAGAAAGAAUUCAGAGAGGUUGAGAAGUAAAUCCGUGCUUGUGGAGAAUGGAUUGGUGAAGACUCUAUCAAAAUCUCAUCAAACACAUGGGAUGACUGCUCUUCAUCCCCAUGAGAAUGAUGGUUUCGACAACUUCUAUGGACUCCAGUCCAUUUCAAGGUUUGACCUCCUGCUUAAUCUUCAAAAGAACAAUCAGUCAAUGCAAAUAGAGAAUAUCCCUCAGUUGAGGCUUGCACCACCUGCUGUGUACCAUGAAAAGGUUAAGAAAAGAAAUGUUCCCUCAGCUGGAGAAAGCAGCAAUGGUCUGGCGAAAAUGGAGAAACCCAGCAGGAGCAAGCAUCUCAGAGAUGUAAAACUUAAAGGAUCAUCUUUAAGGUUCCCCCUAAAAUCAAAAGUAUUUGGUAAAGAGAAGAACAUUAAGCUGUGACCAGCUCAUGGACGGCCAAGGUUAGGUGAUUUUUCCUCUCUGGAAGCUGCAAAUCUGAUCAUUAUCUUCUGGGUUUAUCUUCAUUAAGCUUGUUGUUAUAGCAGAAAUUGAAUUCGCAAGAGGAACUAAGUGUGGCUAGUACUGAGCCUGAGGUUAGAUAUUAGGAUUUUCUGCUCUGUACAUUUGGUAUCUGCCCCAUUUUAUUUGUGAGAUUAGGGGGACAAAUGAAUUGGAACUGAAUUCAAGUUCUAAAUUUGAUUAAGUUUCUUCAGUGAGCCUUUAAGAUAAACUCAAAGUUGAUUGUAAAAUUUUAUCUAAUUUUCAACACUAAUGAAGUGGUAUAGAUGAUAUUUUGGUAGCAAAUAGUAAAAAGAUGGGAGGAAAUAAUAUCAACUAAUUUUGAGAAAGAAGCACUAAGAUUUUUAGUUGUAUUUGAAUUUUAAGAUGUUGAAUUGGUCAAAAUAAAAUAGGUUCCCUGUAAGAUAAUACAAAUACUUAUCAUCAACACCAUGAGCUAAUGUGUUUAUUGGUAACAGCAAUUUCACCAGAAUGAUUAUCGGUUUCUCAACGUAUGACCUCUCAUAGCCAAGACAAAUUUUAGCUAAGCAUCUUCGAGCUCCUAUAUUCAACUGAAUUUGAUUGAGAAUUUAGGAACUAAUUGGUAAAGAUAAGGAGAACUAUAUCCUGACAGUGGUAUUCUAUUAAGACACGAUGGCUUUAUAAUAUUCUUGAAGUCACACAGAUCUAUUAUAGCAAGCUUUAGGAAGAAUAUUGCCACACAAAUGGCUGGAUCUUGAAUGGGUUUCAAAUUUAAAUGAAGUGAUAAAAAUCUAUUAUGCAAGCUUUAGAAGGAUGUUACCCCACGUGUAUGGUUGGAUCUUCAAUGAGUUUCAUUGGGCCCCACCGCAGAGCAGCGUUAUCAAAGGUGCGCUUAAAGCGCGCUUAAGCCCUAAAGCGAGGCUCAAAACACGUUGAGCGCUUCGCCUCGCUUAACGAGUGCUUCAAUGUUGUCAUCAAGGCACUAAGGCAUGCUUUUCCUUGCCAAUAAGCGCAAUCCUGAAGUGGCGACACUAAACAAUUGAUAUUUCACUUUAUCGUAAAUUAUCUUCAAUUUGUUUGCCCAUAUUUAGUAUUCAUGCUUAUAGAUAUUAGUCUUGGACUACACACAUAUUUGUAGUUUUACUCUAUUUGCGCCUUUCUUCCUUAAAGCCCAUGCUUUCUUUGCGCUUAAAGGCCCAACAGACCUUAGAGCUUUUUUGCGCUUUUCGCCUUUGAUAACACUGCCACAGAGUAGUGAGAACACUUCCUCUAUUGAGAAAUGGACUACCUGAAACCUAAACGAACUCCAAAAAGAGAGGAUGAUAAUCACCUUAUGGGACUUCUUUGUUUGUUUUUUCUCAUUUUCGAUGUUAGUUUGAGCUUAAUAGUCAUAGUAAAUGUUUGACGCAUGUUAUGGUGAUGAUGGGGGCUCAUCGUUUUGGUCGUGAGAUUAUUAGUGGCAAUCUUGAAUGUAGUGUAAAAAGCAUAUGUAUAUCGAGUUGCAGUAGAUAGAGCAGUAACAACAACUUACCGUUGCUGGACUUCUAUUGGUUUCCUCCGCUAUUUAUGUUUCCAACCUGAACAUAGGAAAAAAGUAAAGCUUCUAAAACCAACAAUAAUUUAAUUAUAUGACAUGGACGAAAUGUUUUUGAAGAAUAAUUUUUAAUUAAGCUAGGCUAGCACAUCAAGAUAGAACAGCAGGAAAUACAAUCUUCUAGCUAACAUGUUUGACAAGUUAUUCCUACUAUAAUAUCUUGGGUGAGUCAGAGAUUGAGAAUCUAGUUAGUGCUAUUUGAACUAAUUCAAAGCAGUGGGCAUGCUUAAGUAAAGGACGAUGCUGGAAAACAGCCUAUAGGAAAGAAUAUGAAAAUAGCAGUUCUUAAAGUUUUCUGGAAUGACUUCUAGUAAUCACGUUACUUGUUGCAGUACAAUCCAACUUCAUCUCCUGAAUGAACUUGCCAAUCUCUUUCCAAGUCCAUCCAUCCAUGGACAUAGAAUUCGUCACUAGACCCUUUCUCUAUGAAGGUUGUCACAUUUCUAUAUCUUACUGGUUGAUUUUCAUCACUCACAUACCAUAUGGCAGCCUUAUUUCCCAGCAGCAAAAUAUAGUUGAUGUUGAUCAUUUCAUAAGUCCAGAACCUGAAAACAUAAUUGAACAUGUUGUCAUGUGACACCGCCAUCCUUCUGCUGGUGAUAUCUCCAUCCACUGAUGUCUGGAGUUUCGGCCAAGGCCCGGCUUACCUCUGCAACAUUACCCCCUACCCGUCGUUGAGUUAUUUUUGGAAAAGGGUCAUAGUUACCCCUCUACUUUCAAAUAUUGUUCAAAUAUACUUUGGUCCAAAUAUACCCCCUAUCCGUUAAAUAAUCUGGUCCCCGCCUAAAAAUAGACACGUGGAGGGCUAAGGAUUAAUUUAAAGGACCCUUCCAUUUUGCCCAAAUCAACACCCAAAAUUCCCAUAACCCGACCCAUUUGAAUCCAUUUAAUCACCAAAGAAGGGUCUUCUUCACGAAAGACUUUAGUUUUCACUCUUUCCCUAUAUUUCUCAUUCCAAGUGGAGCUGCUGCUUACAUUGUUUUCUGAAUUUACAUCAUUUAAAUCAACACCCACCACAUCGUAUUGAAAACUGUCAAGACUGAGAAGGACUAUGUCAUCUUCUUCAGAGGAAGAAAGACCAGUGCUUGCGGGGGUGGUCUUGUUGAGGUCGGGCUGGGUCAAAGCGAAGAAAAAUGGUUGAAUAGAAAUGGGUUUUGCUUGGAUUUGAAGAUAGUGACAAGUUCAAUGUCCUAAAAAUCUCAAGUCUUUCAUAUCAAGAUUUUCACGAAACUUUUCAACUUGAGCUUGUGCAGAACCCAAAUGGUUGAAUUGAAAUGUUUUUUGCUUUUGCUUUAUUCUGCUGGAGAGGGUGUUGGGUGUGUCGGUGUGGGUGGUUGCAGCGAGAGCGUGUUGAACUGUGAAAUGGAGAAAGGGUUUUUUGAAGAAGGGAUAAAUGGGGAUUUGUUUUGUCAUUUUGAAAUUGUUUGAAUUUGGGCUUAUGAUCAAAUUCAAAUUUGCUUUUUGCUUUUACUUGUUGUUUUGUCUGAAUUAAUGGGUUGGGUUAAGAGAGUAUUUUUAGGGAGGUAAUGGGUCGGGUUACGGAAAUUUUGGGUAUCGAUUUGGGCAAAAUGAAUGGGUCUUUUAAAUUAGUCUCUAGCCCUCCACGUGUCUAUUUUUAGGUUGGGACCAGAUUAUUUAGCGGAUAAGGGGUAUACUUGGACAAAGUAUAACAGUAGGGGUUUUAUAGUCGAAUAGUGAAACGGAGGAUAAAUACGAAUAAUAUUUGAAAGUAGAAAGGUAGAUAUGACCUUUUUCCUUUUCUACUAUAUACUUCACAUCCCUUCUAAACUUACCAACCUCACUUCUUCCUCUUCCUCAUCCUUGUAAAGUUUCCCAUGCUUCUGUUUCCCUUCCUGGAAAGUAGGAAAUCCUUUCUUCUGAUAUGAACUUAUUUGGCCUAUGCAAUAUUGGAAAAUCACUAGAAAAACAGCAAACUUGAAAUGAUAACGCAGCUAAGGUCAGGAAAAGUGGGACAAGAAAAAGGAGAAGGUGACCUUUAAGGCUCCUGAUCAGUCAACACAGGAUAUCAAUGAAAACUGUGGAAGCAGUGGCUUUACGUGAAGGUGGAGGAGUGUAUUCGAUGAUGGGUGUAUCAGUGGUUUUUAUGUGAUUUCUGAAGCUGCUAUGAUAAAAAAUGGCGGCAGACUUGAGGCAAACGGAUCUGUCAUCAAGAAGGUUUAGUGGGAGUAAAUGUGAAUCUAGCUUGUAAUGAAAAAGAACUCUUGGUGUGAACAUCUGUUACUCGGUUAGUGCUUUUACCAGAGAACUUCUUCUGUUUCUGAUUA
Nicotiana tabacum (common tobacco) is the source of this 9847-nucleotide messenger RNA. NCBI's taxonomy places the organism in Eukaryota, Viridiplantae, Streptophyta, Magnoliopsida, Solanales, Solanaceae. The record is from RefSeq and is a predicted model, not a curated record.